AUGGAAGCAAAGAUCAGUGACAAUGGUUUGAAUAUUUGCCAAAGGAAAUAUGCACUGGAUAUACUCAAUGAUACAUUGUUUCUUGAUUGCAAACCAAUAAACACUCCCAUGAUGCCAGGCUUUCUCUUAUCCAGUAAUGAUGGUACACCUCUGAGUGAUCCAAGCAGCUACCAGAGGUUGAUAGGAAGAUUGUUGUACCUUACAGCCACUAGGCCCGUAAUUACGUAUGAUGUACAUCAUCUAAGCCAGUUCGUGAGUGCCCGCACGGACAGACACAUGGCUGCGUCUCACCGCAUACUCUGCUAUAUAAAAUCAUCUCCAGGAAAGGGCCUAUUCUACCCAACAUCGAAUAGGACCCUUAGCGUCAAAGGGUUUUUUGAUUCUGAUUGGGCACCAUGUACUGAAGCACGCAAGUCUAUAAUGGGAUUCUGCAUUUUUCUUGGCACCUCUCUUGUUUCGGGGCGAUAA
Messenger RNA from Ipomoea nil (Japanese morning glory), 468 nucleotides. RefSeq lists its product as uncharacterized. The transcript has a single exon. The coding region runs from base 1 to 468 and encodes 155 amino acids. NCBI's taxonomy places the organism in Eukaryota, Viridiplantae, Streptophyta, Magnoliopsida, Solanales, Convolvulaceae. The record is from RefSeq and is a predicted model, not a curated record.